Messenger RNA from Sparassis crispa, 588 nucleotides. RefSeq lists its product as hypothetical. The coding region runs from base 1 to 588 and encodes 195 amino acids. The record is from RefSeq and is a predicted model, not a curated record. The transcript has 4 exons. NCBI's taxonomy places the organism in Eukaryota, Fungi, Basidiomycota, Agaricomycetes, Polyporales, Sparassidaceae.
AUGACCGACCUUACAUUUUGCUACUUGCAUAUGACGCGCCAUGACCUGGAUAUCCUGGACACCAUCGGUACUCCGGACUAUCUGCAGGGCGAACUUUCAGAUAGCGAGGUCGACGUUCCUCGACAUAUGGCCCCUCCCAACCCAGAUGACUCUGAUGUAUUGCCAUCUCAAGUCCAUCCUUCGUAUCCAUACGGCAAUCCACUGAAUGUCAAACACCCUGCCGCGCGACCUCGACGACCAUAUGAUCCAUCUUCGCGUGCGUUAUUUGAAGACAUGGGCUAUGCGGGUGGCGGAGUCAAUGGGUCUCUACGAUGGAAGGACCUUGCUCUAGAACUCUUAAUACCGGUUGACGAGGCUCGAGAACUAGCGGAGAGAGCAGCGCUGGCGCGGAAGCUGGCUAGUGGCGCAAGCUCCAACCAUCCACCGCCUCCGCCGCUACCAUUGCCGGCUCAGGAACCCAACAACGAGGACGAGGUAGAAGACGAAGACAACGACGAGAACGAGAAUGACGAAAACGACGAAGAGGACAACGGCGAGAAUCACGAUGAUUCCAGUCCUGAAGAGGACGAUGCAUCACUAGAUGCGUAG